Molecule: messenger RNA, 486 nt
Organism: Dovyalis caffra
Lineage: Eukaryota; Viridiplantae; Streptophyta; Magnoliopsida; Malpighiales; Salicaceae
Source: the annotation of a GenBank genome assembly
AUGGCUCCUAUUACCCUGUACAUUACAUUCCUAGUAGUCACCCAUGUAAUUCAACACUUCCCAUGCUUCAUAAUCAAAUUAUUCUUUGUUACCGCUGCUGGGAAUUAUGGGGGAUUGGGGGUAACCUUGUAUCUUGGUGGGGAUGUGUUUGGUGUACCCUCCCGUCAAUUGUCAAUUUCUUCGAGGAAUGGGAAUCUUUUGCUAGAGGAAAAGCCCAUCGAAAACCAUGCAGAAGACAGGACCUGGGUAGAUUCUGAGCAAGACAGAGCAAAUCAAAGCAACAGGUCAUCAGGACUGCAAAAGCAACUGAUUCUUCAGGCUAACUUCUGUCAGAAAUCCCUUACCAUCCGCCCAUCACUACACCAAAAGCAUGCUAAAAGAUCUCGGCACAGCCAACAAUGCAAGAUGAAGUUGGCAAUUGCUAAUGCCAAAGAAAAUCUUCAUGUUGGGAGAGCCCUAACGGAAGGAGAUAGCAUUUCUCGUUGA